This is a messenger RNA of Poecilia reticulata (guppy), 1981 nucleotides long. RefSeq lists its product as uncharacterized. Gene Ontology annotation, cellular component: external side of plasma membrane; membrane raft. NCBI's taxonomy places the organism in Eukaryota, Metazoa, Chordata, Actinopteri, Cyprinodontiformes, Poeciliidae. Gene Ontology annotation, molecular function: protein tyrosine kinase binding; MHC class II protein binding. The record is from RefSeq and is a predicted model, not a curated record. Gene Ontology annotation, biological process: T cell activation; interleukin-15-mediated signaling pathway; positive regulation of ERK1 and ERK2 cascade.
AUAGCUUCUUUUUUCCCCUAAGCUACAAUAAAUAUGAGUGCAUUUUAAACAGUAAACUGCUGCCUCAUGGUUUUUGUGAAUGCUUGGAGCAUAGAAAAUGACCAAAACAGAAGUGAAAGAUGUUGAAUGUAUUGAGAUCUCAAAGGGAGACGUUUGUUUCGUCGUCGUUAGCAGUUCGUUGUGGUGUUGCUGUGAAAACGGAUCCCUGCUGCUGCUGCACAUUUUCACCAAAGCACUUCCUCCUCCACUUCUCAUGACGGCUGAGAUAAAAUUGGAAGUAAUUAAAGCAUUAAAGCUUUUUUUUAAACUGUUUUACCUGCUGCUAUUGCAACACCAUGCACUCUGGACUCCAAAACUAAAUCUGCAAAGGUUCUUUAUUAAACUUUUAUUUGAAAACUUUUGCUUCACUUUCAGUUCACUUUUUCUUUCUAGCUGUGAGAAACGCCUCUGUCUCUCAUGAGCUGAACACAAUGUUCACCAAAUGGCUUAAAUAUAAGUUCUUUUUCAACAUUUAGACUUGGUUAUGUUAAAAUAUACCAACAUUUAAUGCAGGUUAAUCUGUUAUUUUAAAACUUAUAAUUGAGAUAAAAAAGAAGUCUAAAUAAACGUAAGAGAUGAGGAAGUAUCACCUCGAACAGGAAGUACAGAGGACCUUCAAAAAGCUGCUUGUACCAGAUUUAGUCGGAACAAGAACGAUGCAUCGAACUACGGCUGAACUAAAAUGGAUUAAAGUUGAUUUAUUUCUGAUCCUGGGGCUUCAGUUUACUGUGAGUACAAGUGGAUCAUCUGUUUUCAUGAGAUCUGGAGAUAACAUGGUUUUGUCUUGCCAAGAUGUGAUAAAAGGUCAGAUAAACUGUAAUGGUACCACAUGGGUCUACAGUACAACCAGCAGCUCAGUAGAACUGGUURAACUGGGAAAKGUUAAGAAUGAUCAGAGUAAAUCUAACAGACUGAGUGUUGCAGCAAAUUGUUCUCUGGUAAUAAGGAGCAUCACAGUGGAGGAUGCUGGUUAUUAUUAUUGUCAACAAUAUAAAUCUGGAAAUGAAUCCAUUAAGCACAUUCWGGUUCAUCAGUCUGGAGUUUCUCUGUCUGUCGUCCACAUGAGUAAACGGAAGGUUACAGAUGUGGUGACAUUAACCUGCUCUGUGGAGACGCGUGGUCAGUGUGGAUACAGAGUGAAAUGGCUGCAUGUCUGUUCUACUGGGAAUAUCGAUUUGAUCAACUGUACAACACGACGCUCUGGCUGCUCUGCUGCAGUUUGUUUUAUACAGGAUUCCUACACACAGAGCUGUGAGUUCAAGUGUGAAGUGACAGACGGUGAAACCAAACAGAUCUUCAACUUCAACCAUCAGUCCACAGGAGAUAAACCAGGUAAAACAACAUGCAGCCCAACAAGAAAACCUGGAGAUACAACAUCAUCAGUUCCAGCCACAAAACAUGAAAAAGUUCCAGAUGAAGGUUUCCUGUCAGGAGCUCCUUACGUUGCUGCUGCUGUGGUUUUAGUUGCACUCUUGAUAGUUGCUGGGAUUAUCAUCAGAUGGAGAACUAAACGAAACACGAAGCAGGUGCAUGUCUAUUCUGAAGUGAAUCCGACUGUUCCAGUAUCUUCCACGGCACUGGAAACCAGCAGAGACGACGUGGAGCCUGAAGAUGGYGUCUAUUACUCCACCAUCAGUGAAACUCCAGUCAGGUUUAAUGUUGUUGGUGAAGGGGACGACAUGACCUACUGCACUGUGGCGGCUCCCGGCCCGCCUGCUGCAGCCUUUACUGACCCCAGCAGCCUCUACUCUCUGCUCACCGCUCCAGGCCAAUAGGUGUGAAUGAGACUUUAAUAAUAUGUUUCUKUUAAAUUAGUAACGUUCCAGAUGUUGGUGGUUCUGAACUGUUUUAUCUCGCUGUGUUUUAAAAGGCAUUGGAAGUUGAUUUUGUCCGUUUCCUGUAUUUUUAUCAUCUACAUCAAUUAAAUAGUUUGUUGCCGUCA